AAGCUUGACAAAUUUCAGCCUACCAGUAAAACAUGUUUUCUUUUUCUUCUUUUCAUCUUUUGAAUGAGGAUGAUGGCAUUGAGGGGAACCAGGAGCUCAGAAGCAUGUCGGGGAAGCCCAGGCUUACCUACUGUAAUGGAAGGGGGCGAAUGGAGCCCGUACGAUGGCUGUUGGCAGCAGCCGGUGUGGAGUUUGAAGAAGUUUUUUUGGAAACAAGAGAGCAGUAUGAGAAGUUAAUCAAAGAUGGAGUCCUGAUGUUCCAGCAAGUGCCUCUGGUUGAGAUUGAUGGGAUGAAGAUGGUGCAGACCAGAGCCAUCCUCAGCUACAUAGCAGGGAAAUACAAUCUCUAUGGGAAAGACUUGAAGGAGAGAGCCCUGAUUGACAUGUAUGUGGAAGGCAUAACAGAUCUGAUGCAAAUGAUUUUGGUGUUUCCUUUCUCUCCACCUGAGACAAAGGAGAAAAAUCUUGACUCAAUUAAGGACAGGGCAAUUAACAGGUACUUCCCAGUCUUUGAAAAGGUUUUGAAACACGGCCAAGACUUUCUCGUGGGCAACAAAUUCAGCUGGGCAGAUGUGCAGCUAAUUGAAGCCAUUUUAGCAGUGGAGGAGAAAAUACCUGCUGUGCUGUCGGGGUUUCCUCAGUUGCAGGCUUUUAAAAUAAGAAUGAGCAAUAUGCCUACAAUUAAGAAGUUCCUGCAGCCUGGCAGCCCAAGGAAACCCCCACCAGAUGAAUGUUAUAUAGAAACUGUGUUGAAGAUUUUUAAGAAAUGAAUGCCUUGCUACCUUUGGUGAGACCCAAAACACUGAAAAAAAAAAAAACAAACCCCAAACCAAAGGAAGCAGAAAGCUCGGUAAAUUAGUAUCAUUGUAGUUAAAAGCAAUGGUAAAAGAAACC
This is a messenger RNA of Aptenodytes forsteri (emperor penguin), 894 nucleotides long. RefSeq names its product glutathione S-transferase A4. Bases 33 to 770 code for a protein of 245 amino acids. Gene Ontology annotation, biological process: glutathione metabolic process; xenobiotic metabolic process. Gene Ontology annotation, molecular function: glutathione transferase activity. The record is from RefSeq and is a predicted model, not a curated record. Lineage: Eukaryota; Metazoa; Chordata; Aves; Sphenisciformes; Spheniscidae. The transcript has 7 exons.